This is a messenger RNA of Diabrotica balteata, 396 nucleotides long. Lineage: Eukaryota; Metazoa; Arthropoda; Insecta; Coleoptera; Chrysomelidae. The record is from the annotation of a GenBank genome assembly.
AUGGACCCUCCUGGAACUUCCCGAGCCGAGCUUAAUACUCCAGGUCCAGGUACUCCUCUGACGGAGGCUUCCAUGGUGCUGUCAACUCUUGGCGGCCAGCCCAAGGCCUUAUCCGAUACCGAGGUCAUGUUGUACAUGGAUGAGUCGAAAACAGGAACCCCACCGCCUAGCAGCAGGAUGCGAAGAGGAGAAAGGGAGAGCGUUAGAGGAGCGUUCUUCGUUAGUCAAACGAGCACAGUCACAGAAGCAGCAAGUGACGAUAUUGAUGAUUUGGAUAAUGAACUUCCUAGAGUCACACAUCCGUUCCAAGAUAAUCUUGUCACUCCAGUAAAUCGCUCACAGAUAUUGAUGAUCAGGUCUAACUAUUUCGUGAGUGUCAAACCAGGUCUCAUCUAG